Molecule: messenger RNA, 2640 nt
Organism: Mesitornis unicolor (brown roatelo)
Lineage: Eukaryota; Metazoa; Chordata; Aves; Mesitornithiformes; Mesitornithidae
Gene: COL8A1
Product: collagen, type VIII, alpha 1
Exons: 3
Coding region: 1-2190 (729 amino acids)
Molecular function (GO): protein binding
Source: RefSeq, a predicted model, not a curated record
AUGGCCGUGCUGCUCUUCCCUGUGCAGCUGCUGGCAGUGGCUGUCAUCAUUUGCCUAGAGCUGGUGAGGUCUGCUGAAGGUGGUGUCUACUAUGGGAUCAAGCAGCUGCCACCCCAGGUACCCCAGUAUCAACCCCUCGGACAACAAGUACCUCACAUUCCACUUGGCAAAGAAGGCAUCCCAAUGCAGCUGGAUGGGAAAGAGUACCCCCAUCUGCCUCAGUACAUGAAGGAGGUUCCACAGAUGCCUCUGCUUGGCAAGGACAUGGCUCCCAAGAAAGAGAAAGAAAUACCCAUGCGCAACCUUAGGGGUGAGCAAGGUCCCCCUGGUGAGCCUGGACCAAGAGGGCCACCAGGACCACCAGGAUUACCGGGUCACGGUGUGCCAGGAGCCAAAGGAAAACCAGGCCCACAAGGAUAUCCAGGAAUUGGGAAGCCGGGUUUGCCAGGGAUGCCGGGAAAACCAGGGGUCAUGGGGCCCCCAGGGCCAAGAGGGGAGAUGGGUCCGAAAGGGGAGAUUGGGCCCAUGGGGAUACCUGGGCCACAAGGACCACCAGGUCCUCACGGGCUUCCUGGCAUAGGAAAAGCGGGUGCUCCGGGGGUGCAGGGGCAGCCAGGGCCAAAGGGUGAGCCUGGGAUGAAGGGGCCCCCAGGAGCCCCUGGCAUCCCAGGGCCAAAAGGGGAGAAGGGCAUUGGAAUACCGGGUUUGCCAGGGUUGAAGGGUCCCCCGGGGCUGCCUGGCCCCCCCGGCCCUGUGGGGCUGCCAGGGGUUGGCAAGCCCGGCAUGGUUGGCUUCCCUGGCCCUCAGGGACCCCUGGGCAAACCCGGACCCCCAGGAGAGCUGGGGCUGCAGGGACCCCCAGGGGCCCCCGGGAUCCAAGGCCCUCCUGGCCUGCCUGGUGUUGGCAAACCUGGCCAGGAUGGCAUCCCUGGCCAGCCAGGCUUCCCAGGAGGCAAAGGUGAGCAGGGCCUACCAGGCCUGCCAGGGCCCCCUGGGCUCCCUGGGAUUGGGAAGCCAGGCUUUCCUGGGCCCAAGGGUGAGCGUGGUGUGGGUGGUCUGCCUGGCCCCCUGGGGCUGAGGGGGGAGAAAGGGCAUGCAGGGCCACCUGGCAUGGGGGGGCCGCCAGGGGAGCCAGGACAGCCAGGACUGCCAGGCAUCAUGGGUCCUCCAGGGGCCGCCGGCUUCCCAGGACCCAAAGGAGAAGGUGGCGCUGUGGGGCCACCAGGACCAGUUGGCCCCAAGGGUGAACCUGGCCUCCAGGGGUUUCCGGGGAAGCCAGGCUUUCCUGGGGAAGUGGGGACACCCGGGCUGCGGGGACUGCCAGGCCCCACAGGACCCAAGGGAGAAGCAGGGCACAAAGGCUUACCGGGGCUGCCAGGUGUCCCAGGACUCAUGGGGCCAAAGGGUGAGCCGGGGCUCCCUGGCGCUCAGGGGCUUCAGGGCCCCUCAGGCAUCCCUGGCAUCGCAGGACCCAGUGGUCCCAUUGGCCCCCCAGGACUGCCAGGGGCAAAGGGGGAACCUGGCCUGCCUGGACCCCCUGGCUUCCCUGGCAUGGGCAAACCGGGGGCUGCAGGGCUGCAGGGACCCCCAGGGAAGCCUGGGGCGCUUGGUCCCCCUGGCCAGCCAGGCCUCCAAGGGCCACCUGGCCCCCCUGGGCCCCCAGGUCCCCCAGUGAUCAUCCCACCCACUCCACCACCCAUUGGACAGUACCUGCCUGAGGUUGGACCAGGGAUAGAUGGUGUCAAGCCCCCCUAUGGCUACAUGGGCAAGAAAGGCAAGGCUGGUGGCAUCUUUGAGAUGCCCGCAUUCACAGCGGAGCUCCUCACCCCCUUCCCCCGGGUCGGGGUGCCUGUGAAGUUUGACAAGCUCCUCUACAAUGGCCGGCAGAACUACAACCCCCAGACAGGGAUCUUCACCUGCGAGAUCCCUGGCAUCUACUACUUCACCUACCAUGUCCACUGUAAAGGGGCCAGUGUCUGGGUGGCGUUGUUCAAGAACAAUGAGCCACUGAUGUACACCUAUGAUGAGUACAAGAAGGGUUUCCUGGACCAGGCUUCAGGCAGCGCUGUUGUCCAGCUGAUGCAUGGAGACAAGGUUUACGUUCAAAUGCCGUCCGAGCAGGCGGCAGGACUCUAUGCUGGGCAGUACGUUCAUUCAUCUUUUUCAGGAUAUUUAUUGUAUCCCAUGUAAAACAAAAAUCAGACACCCCCACACACAUACACAGAAAAUCAAAACCUUUCUUCUCUGCUUCAAACUUCCAUACCAUGAAAGAUGCAUUUUAUGACUAUUGUGGAUCAUCUUGUACAAAAAAAAAAUAAAUACAAGUUUAACAUUAUGCACAGCUAGUUAUAAAAAAAAGUGUGCUGAACAUAAAGAUGUGUAUCAGAUUCAUAAACAGUUGUUUUGCACCCAAGAGGGACAUAUUAGCUGUACAUUAUAUAUUUCUUUGAUGCCAUGCUUACUUCAUUUCAUUCACAAUAAGUCAGUAGUAAGGUUCAAAUCAGUGUGCAUCACUCACUCCUGUUGCAUAUUUGACUGUUGCAUUGAUCAUAGUUAUGAGAUGAAAACCAGCGACUUAAACCAGAGUAGGUCAGGCUCAAACUAUAUGAAAAAAUUCGAGUGGCCUUUUAUUUGUUUGGG